AUGGGAGAGAAUGUGUGUGAGGAAGAGGAAUGGAUGCUUUCGAAUUUAGUCGAAAACGAAAAGGUUACAGAGGUUGAGGAGGAGGAGGAAGAAGAAGAAGCGUUGUCGCUGUGUGAUCUUCCUAAUAAAGAAGAGAAUCAGUCCAAGAAAGAAUCUCCGGGAGCCUGCGGCGGCGAAUCUCAAGAAGACGUCGUCGCCGACGACUUUGAUUUUUGCUGGUGGGGUGGUUCUUCUUCGUUUAAGGAAUCGGAAAUGUGCGCGGCUGAUGAGGUGUUCUUUCAAGGCCAGAUUUUGCCCCUCCGCCACUCAAUCAGCUCCGACGGCGGCGGCUCUCUCGCCGGAAGUUUCAAGAACAACGGCGCCCCCCGCUGCCAUUCUUUCCGGUACACCAGUGGAAGAAGUAGCAGAAGUAGCAGCUUAAGAAGCCUCCGGUCAUCUAGCAGCGGCAGUUCAUCAACCUGCACCACAACGACAACCAUUCAUUCCAACAAUAGCAAGAAACAAGCAAUCAUUCGAAACCAAACUACUCCCCAGCAGGUUCGAUUCUCCAAGGUUGUCUCAUCAUCACAUGCAAACGUAAUAAACAACAAUUGCAGCAGCCGAAAGUCGUCGUCGAUUACCCUCUGGACCCUUUUCCGAGCCGGCCUAGUUUCCACGCCGGAAAUUGAUUUCCAGGACCUCAAAAUCCGACAACACAAACCCUUUGGCAGCCGCAACAACAACAACAACAACACCAACGCUGCUCGAGUCAGCGUUAAGCGGAAUCUGAAGCACAGAUUCUCCCACAAGAACAUCAUCUUAUUCGGCAGCGCUUGCAGUUGCUCAGUUAACGAUGUCCGAACAGUCCCUCCAAGAACGGUCGGACGAAAUUCCAGUGCAAAAGAGGCGCCGCAUGAAGACAAGAACAGCGAGACAACAAAGGUGAUGAGAAAACGAUCCAUGUCGCGCCGUCUCAGAACCUUUGAAUGGCUAAAGCAGCUUUCACUAGAAGGUCCUGCAGCCACCACGACAACAACAUUGUAG
Messenger RNA from Ipomoea nil (Japanese morning glory), 1023 nucleotides. RefSeq lists its product as uncharacterized. The transcript has a single exon. The record is from RefSeq and is a predicted model, not a curated record. The coding region runs from base 1 to 1023 and encodes 340 amino acids. Lineage: Eukaryota; Viridiplantae; Streptophyta; Magnoliopsida; Solanales; Convolvulaceae.